GAUACUGUAGUCACUGACACCCUAGACUCUGAUACCCUAGACCCUGAAACCCCAGACUUAGAUACCUCAGACUUUGAUACCCUAGACCCUGAUAACCUAGACACUGAUAUCCUAGACCCUGAGUCCCCGGUCGGUAACAAGCCCCUAGUGGCCGCACCUACCCCUCUCCUGCCCGAGGAUGACCUCCCACUGCCCCUAAGCGUAGAGGAGCAACAGAAUCCUGCCAUCGAUUCUGGUAUUACCCAUCCUUCCCCUCCUUCGUCAUGUCCUGCGCCUCCUCUUCCUGCUGCCCUUCCAGCUCCUUCUCCUUGUUUGCUAACUAAAGAAAAGCCGAGCGGAAUGAUAACUUCCUCAGACCUCCUCCCACGAUCACUUCCAAAUGCUAAUCCCCCAGAGGAGGCCUCAGAACCGACCUUUGUAAUACCAAUGGCAAACACGAACCCUUACUUGCACUCAAAUACUCCUCGUCUUAACCGUGCACAGGGGCCCAAGCUUACUAGUUGGACCUCGAUCCCUCCCCGACCCCAGGACCCUCCCCGGCCCCCGGCCCCUUCGAGGGCGCGAUUCCGUGUUCCAUCACUGCCCACCAAACUAGCCCACUCUGUGGCUUCCAACCUGGCCUCCCCCUCCAGCCCCCAGGCCUCUCCUUCCUCAGCCCACCCCUGCCCUCUCCUCAUCUCCCUGUCAGCUAGUGUUGGUGGUCUCUUCUAUGCUCUGGUGAGCUUUCUCCUCCGCCUUGUCGUCUCCUUCGUCCUCCUCAUGCUCCCCAGCGAGGAGCUGCGCUUGGGCCCCAACCUGCCGUCGGGCUACAAGAAGGGGUGCCCCGGGAUGGUCAACGGAAUCCCGGGCCGCAGACCCACCCUCAUCGAGCCCGAGCGGCUGAAGGACUUCGGCGAAGAGGAGCUGCUCAACGGAGACGUGAGGGUCUGGGAGGCUCGGUCGUCGGGACGCCCCGAGAUCCAGCUGACGGAGCCCCCCAAGACAAGGAGGAUGAGUGAGUUCAAGUCCCGGCCCAGGCCCUCCACGGAGUACCUCCGCUUCGAGGACAUCAGCGCGGCUACCUUCAAGAUACAGUCGGCCAUCCAGAAGACGCCAUGCACGUACUCCAGGCUGUCCAAACAGUACGGCAUGGAGAUCUACCUGAAGAAGGAGCACCUGCACUACACCGGCUCUGUGAAGGAGAGAGGAGUCUUCUACCUGCUGACCUCGCUGACACAGGAGCAGCAGAAGAAGGGUGUGAUCGUGGCAACGGACUGCAACUUCUCCAUGGCGGUGGCGCACCACGCCGUGGAGCUCAAGAUCCCCGUCUUCGCCAUCAUGCCGUCCAGCUGCUCCGUGCCGCGCCUCCGCGUCUACCGGGACUACGGCGCCAUGGUCAUCUCCUACGGCACUGCCGCGCGCGACUCCCGCAACCACGCCUGUCACCUGGCCAAGGACAACGGCUACCUCUACCUGGAGGAGGAUGAGCAGGAGGCCUACCUUGCCGGUCUUGGUACCGUAGGCUUGGAGAUCUAUGAGCAGGUGCCCAAGCUGGACGCUGUGGUGGUGCCGGCUAGUGGACAGUUUGGACUGCUAGCUGGUACCGCUGCGGCCAUCAAACACCUCAACCCACGCAUCCUUGUUGUGGGAGUUGAACCUGAGGGAUACCCUCUUCUUCUGCAGUCCCUGAAAACAGGCGCACCAUGCAAAGACAUGACCAGCAGGCCAAACAGCAAACUCUAUGGAGAUCUGGCUGAACAUUCACUUGGGAUACAGACCUUCCAGCUGGCAAAGAAGCAUGUGGACAAAAUCAUCACUGUCAGUGAGGAGAGCGCUCUGGUCGCCAUGCUGCGGUUUCAGGAGUUUGAGCGAUCCACGGUGGACACAGAGGGAGCCAUGGGGUUAGCCGCAAUCUUGGCCGGUCAGCUACCAGAGCUCAGGGGCAAAAGGGUUGCGGUGGUGGUUAGCAGCGCUAACAUGGAGCUGGACCUGGUGAGGCAGUGUGUGGAGCGCGCUCUGGUGCUGGACGAGCGCAUCAGCAAGUUCACUGUGGAGCUGGGCAACAUGCCCGGAGACAUGGCCAAGCUGCUGGACUUCCUGUCCAGAGAGGAUGUCAGGUUACUUGAUGUAUGCCAUAGGCGUCACUGUGACAAAACAGAGCUUUUCAAGAUUCAGGUGGAGUGUGUGGUGGAGACCAGGGAUAAGACGCAGAGCGUGCAGUUGCGUAAGACCCUGUGUGAGCGUUACCCUUCGCUGCGCUGGCUGGAUCGGUGAUCUAGACACACAGACACACACAAGUACAGACGCACCAAACCUAAACAGAGAGUAUAUUUUUACACUACAGCAUAUAUAUUUAAAAUCACACAACUAACUAAAUGAUAUGAGAUACUAUGAUGAUAUCAGAAGUAUUGAAAUUGCAGUUGCAUACACUGUCACAAUUUAUUGGACAGAAGAGCCUUGAGAUUAGCCUUGCAUUAGUCUUUUAUCCUGACAUGUCCUUAGAGUUCACAUACAUUGACCUUUAGCAGAGGCUUUUAUCCAAAGGAACUUACAAGACUUCAUAAACACACCGACGGUGGAGUCAUCCAAGCAAGGCGACUGCCAGCUCGUUGGGAGCAAUUUGGGUUCAUGCCUUCCUCACCUCGACACGGGGAGCAGGAGACGGAGCCGCUGAUCGAACUUGCAACCCUCCGAUCAUAAGUCAAGCCGCUCAACCUCCUGAGCUGAGCCGAUCCCACAGUUCAGAGGUGUUCCAUUUCAAGUACUGUAGUCAUUUACAGGUCGCUGAAAAUACUGUGUCGACCGAUUCUUUAUUCAUAACACAUGAAUAUAUACCAUGUAAAAAAAAAUCCUGCAGCAUAUUUUUGAAAUAUUGUAUAUAUUUAUGUAUGCAUCAAAUGUUUAUAGCUUAAUUAAAGCAAAUACAUUAGAAUA
This is a messenger RNA of Gadus morhua (Atlantic cod), 2913 nucleotides long. RefSeq names its product L-threonine ammonia-lyase. Gene Ontology annotation, molecular function: threonine deaminase activity; L-serine ammonia-lyase activity. The transcript is spliced from 11 exons. The coding region runs from base 340 to 2253 and encodes 637 amino acids. The record is from RefSeq and is a predicted model, not a curated record. Gene Ontology annotation, biological process: L-threonine catabolic process; L-serine catabolic process. NCBI's taxonomy places the organism in Eukaryota, Metazoa, Chordata, Actinopteri, Gadiformes, Gadidae.